CAAGCACGUAGCACAUGAGCCGGCGCAUUAGCACGUAACCUAUGCAGGUUGACAAUGUCUGAAUUUGUGACAAGUUGCAAGAGACGAUUUGCAUACAAUCUUAGUUGCUUGCUAUUUCUUCAAUUUCUAUGGCGAUUCUCCACAAAUCGACAGAACAGGUACGAGAAACAACAUUUUACCCACAAUCAACAUUCCUCUCCGCCUGCUUGCUAGAGUUCGAACUUCGUCGUCCUCGGGCCUUUCCCUUUCCUCUUGUUCCUUUUCCCUUUUUGAUCCUUUUGGGUCGUGAAGAUCAGUUUUUCAGAAUGCUUUAUUUUUUCUGAUGACCACAUUUCAAGCACAUCAUGGGAACUGUCCAAGCCAAGGAAGCACAAAAUAAGCCCGUGGAUGUGGGGGCAUUCAGUAACAAGGAACCUGAAAAUGGUCCCAAGGAUGAGAGCAGAAAAAGUCAGAGGACAAAGGCCAAUGUUUCUUAUCCAGGUUUAAAAUUGAAAUCUGUAAAGGCUAGAGUCGACAAGGUCAAUAUCGAGGGACUAGGCCGCACGAAAGAUGAUAUCAUCAUCAACAGUAUUCAACCUCUUUUUACCGCUGGGGAUUUCAUGGAGGUCCUCAAGCAAGCUCAUGAAAUUCGAGAAAGAUUGGUGAGUCUAGGAUGUUUCAAAAAUGUGAAGAUCUUCAUUGACACCAGUUCAGGCAAGAAGGCUACUCCUGAUGGGCUUGAGGUUACAUUUCAUGUUGAUGAAAUGACAAGGCUCACAGGUGCUGUUAACACACUAUUUGGCAGCAACAAUGAGGGAUCUGUUGCAUUAAGUUUGCGGCUUCCUAAUUUAAUGGGACGGGGAGAACGGAUCCAAGCAGAAUGUAGUUAUGGCAAUCGCCGCACAUCUAAUUAUAAUUUUGGAUUUGUGAAACCCUUGAGAGGCCGGUCCAAUGCUUUCUUUACCACAUCAUUAUUUCAACAAUUUUCUGAACAGCCUGCGUCUGGUUACAAGCAGAUUGAUAGAGGACUUCUCUUUGAUCUUGCCUUCACCUCAGCUCCAUUGGUCCGUCAUAAUUUGCAAUGGGAAACAGCAUGGAGGGAUUUGUCUGUUCUGAACCGAACAACUGCAUUUGAGAUCCGAGAAAUGUCUGGCCCAAGUUUGAAAGGGUCCUUGCGUCAUAUUUUGUCAGUUGAUCGCAGGGAUCAAUUGAUCUUUCCAAGAUCUGGGACCCUGUUACGUUUAACCACAGAAUAUGCUGGCAUUGGAGGAAAUGUCAACUUUUUAAAGAAUGAAGCACAGUUUCAGGCAAACAUUCCAUUGUCAGCAGAUGUGGUUUUUCAAGCAACUCUUCAUAGCGGUCUGCUGAAGCCUAUCGGGAACAGCAAGCCACCAAGUCUAUGUGAUCAUUUCUUUUUGGGUGGUCCAAUCUCACUCAGAGGGUUUGAAUCAAGGGGAGUAGGCCCACAAGCUGGUCGCAAUGCAAUUGGAGCAUCUACCUACUGGGCUGGAGGCCUUCACUUGUAUUCCCCUCUGCCUUUUAUAAGGCCUGGGGGCUUUGGAGAUUUGUUCCGUGCUCAUCUCUUCCUCAAUGCUGGCAAUAUUGGAAAUUUUGAAUUCACUGAUGACUAUAAUCACAAUUUGGAGGUGCUUGGACAAAAUAUGCGUAUUGCAUAUGGUCUAGGCAUUGCUAUGAAGUUAGGUGAAAUUGCACGUGUAGAAUUGAAUUACUGCAUACCACACUCUUAUCAAAGAACAGAUUUCAUUAACAAAGGACUUCAGUUUGGCAUUGGAUUUGAUUUCCUCUAAUUCAACUAUUCAAUUUCAAAUGCAGCUAGUCACUUAUUUGGCAAUCAUAGAAAUCGCUAUCAAAACUCUGUUGUGAAUUUAGUUUUUUAAUUUAUGAAAAUCAUUCUGAAAGAAUUUACCAAGUUUGGUGCCAUAUGUUGUUACUUCAUUCUAUGUAGCUCAAGUAUCAGACAUUGAGAUGGUAUUGUUAGAAAUAAAUUGUGAACUACUGUUA
Messenger RNA from Thrips palmi, 2001 nucleotides. Its product is annotated as sorting and assembly machinery component 50 homolog. The record is from RefSeq and is a predicted model, not a curated record. Lineage: Eukaryota; Metazoa; Arthropoda; Insecta; Thysanoptera; Thripidae. Gene Ontology annotation, biological process: mitochondrial respiratory chain complex assembly; protein insertion into mitochondrial outer membrane. The coding region runs from base 345 to 1787 and encodes 480 amino acids. Gene Ontology annotation, cellular component: outer membrane; SAM complex. The transcript has 12 exons.